Arabidopsis arenosa is the source of this 701-nucleotide messenger RNA. NCBI's taxonomy places the organism in Eukaryota, Viridiplantae, Streptophyta, Magnoliopsida, Brassicales, Brassicaceae. The record is from the annotation of a GenBank genome assembly.
AAUGGAGGAAAAUCAGAGAACCAAAUUCAGUAAAAUCUGUGUUUUUUGCGGAAGUCACUCUGGUCACAGAGAAGUUUUCAGUGAUGCUGCAAUCGAACUUGGCAAUGAACUGGAUCAUUCCUAAAGCUUUGAUGCCUAUUGAGACAUGCACGAGCGCAAAGCUGCAAUGGCUCAAGAAGCUGAGGCUUUCAUUGCGCUCCCUGGCUAGUGGUUAUGGAACUAUGGAGGAACUACUGGAGAUGAUAACAUGGGCACAGCUUGGUAUUCAUAAGAAGACGGUUGGUCUUUUGAAUGUUGAUGGUUACUAUAACAAUUUGCUUGCUUUAUUUGACACUGGAGUUGAAGAAGGUUUUAUUAAGCCAGGCGCUCGUAAUAUCGUUGUUUCUGCUCCAUCGGCUAGAGAACUUAUGGAGAAGAUGGAGCUAUAUACUCCUUCACACAAGCACAUUGCUUCUCACCAAAGCUGGAAAGUUGAACAACUUGGAGAUUAUCCACUACUAAAUCAGAACAGGCCUCAAUGAAACUAAAUAUAGUCAUGCUUUUGUGCAUAAGAAAAAAAUCUCUUUAACAUUUUGAAACAGCAAUUAUGUUUGCAGUCACAAUCUUUUUUAACAGUGCAAAGCUUUUGGUGCAUGGUUAAGGCCAUUAUAUCUUCUUAUUGUUUUUGUUUGAAAGUUUGGGAAUCAAUCACAAAGUUUGUC